GGAGUUGGACAUUGAACCCCAGCGAGAGACGCCAAAGCCCCGCUCAGCUACAGGCAAAGCAGUGGAGACGAUGUCCUUGCUCUGUGCUGUACCCUAGAUCCGUAUCUGACGGAUCAAGAUUGUCUUCCCCGACCCUGAGCUACGCCCUGUCUCGGGGCGGACAAGGAGCGUCAUCCGGAGACAGCAAGAUGUCUCGUUUCCCACUCCGCUCCCUGAUGGUGCUGCUUCUGCAGGGGACCCUGUCUGGGACUCACCCCUGCCCCCCACAGUGCGUCUGUGAGACUCGCCCGUGGUUCACCCCCCAGUCUGUCUACCACGAGGCCCGCACAGUGGAUUGCAACGACCUGCUGCUGACUCGAGUGCCCAGCAAUCUCUCCUCGGACACCCAGGUUCUUCUCCUCCAAAGCAACAAAAUAUCUAAGGUCAACGGUGAGCUUCAGCACCUGUCCAACCUGACUGAGCUCGACCUCUCACAGAACCACUUCUCCAGCGUUAGUGACGCCGGGUUGGCGAACCUUUCCCGCCUCAUCACUCUUUACCUAGAGGAAAACCAGGUGGAGGAGUUGCCAGAUCACUGCCUGAGCGACCUGGCCUCCCUCGAGGAACUCUACAUAAACCACAACCACAUCUCCUCCAUUGAGCCGCUGGCGUUCGCCGGUUUGACCAGUCUGCUCCGGCUACACCUCAACGCCAAUCGUCUCUCCGCCAUCGACCACCGCUGGUUCCUCUCCCUCCCCAACUUGGAGAUCCUCAUGAUUGGAGAGAACCCCAUCUCCCAGCUACAAGCUGGUAGCUUCCAGCCGCUGGGACGGCUCCACAGCCUCGUCUUGGCUGGGAUGGAGCUAGGUGAGGUCCCCUCGGGUGCUUUCCAAGGACUAGACUACCUGGAGAGCUUGUCCUUUUUUGAUAAUCACCUUACACACGUUCCCACUGGGGCACUGAAAGGUCUGCCUCUCUUGAAGUUCCUGGAUCUCAACAAGAACCCUAUCGCAGAGAUACAGGCCGGGGACUUCCAGGACAUGUUGCACCUAGAGGAAUUAAGCCUCAACGGCAUGGAGGAAUUGACGGGCAUUCACAAAGGUGCUUUUGAGAAUCUUCCGGAGCUGGCCAAACUUGAACUGUGCAACAACCCUCGCCUUUCCUAUUUGCACCCCGGUGCAUUCCAGGAGGUGCCUGCUCUCCGCACCUUACUUGCGAGCAAUACUGCCCUCAGUCUCCUUCCACUAGGGGUGACAGAUGCCUUGCCGGCUUUGGCUGAACUCAGUCUUUUUGGGAACCCACUGCGCUGCGAUUGCCCAGAGGUUUGGAAAUCGUUAUCCACGGGGGACAUACGCUUGAUUGAGUCCCAAAGUACCCUGUGCACCUCGCCUCCGAUGGCUGCAGGGCAACAACUCCAAGGAGUACUGAAAAAUGGCAUGGUAGGCGCUUGCUUGCCGGAAAUCUCUCCCAAGGGACUCCCAGAGCAGAUGGAGGUUCCUUCGGGCUCAACAGUAGCUUUGGAUUGCCAGGUCAGUUCAGAACCACCCGCACAAUUCCACUGGAUAGCACCGUCUGGGGAGAAAGUGACCACAGAGACAGGGAAGCUGAAGCUGAGGGUAGGGGGCACUUUAGAGAUCCGCACAAUCAGCCCAGGAGACUCUGGGAUCUACACUUGCGUGGCAUGGAACGGACUGGGCUCUACCAGCCGGAGUGUGGCCGUGGCCGUGAUCGGCGAAAGACCUGCCACCCCCAACAGGCUGCUGGUCCUUGCUAAGAAGGUACAGUCCCAUUUUGUGGUGGUGGAGUGGACAAUGUCCUUCUCAGAGGGACAGGGCAACGAGAGAGCCGGUGGGUCCGCAACGCCCCGGCCGCCUCCUCCUUCACCAUGGUCUUCGGCCACCAUGCGGAUCCAUAACCCCCACCUGAGCUACACAGCGCGGGUUCCCGUGGGGAUCCGCGAAUUCAACCUCACGCACCUGCAGCCUGCCACCCGUUAUGAGAUUUGCCUCACUGUCAUGUCUCCCAUUCCCAAGUCUUCACGUGGUUACACAGAUGUCCCCCCACCUUUAGCUCUCUCCACAGGCCCUUCAGCAUCUUCUGUGAGUUUCGUGGAAACAGUCUUAGCCACCGCAGGUAUGUCUGGUUCUUCAACGGGCUCCCUGACAGCCUCCGAAGGAUCUUCUGCACCCCCCCGGGGUCAUUUAGCAGCUAUGCUUCCCCUAGCAACUUCCAAAGACUCCUCGACACCUCCUACGGAACCCUCAACCAUCUCCAUCUUUACUCCGCCUGUCCCGCACCUGCCCCGCACGCAGCGCUCUUGCCUCAACGUCACCACCAAAGAAGCUUCCCUGGCUGUGGAACUAAUGGGUGGGUGGGCUGGUGGUGCGGCCCUUGCCGCCGUGACCGGCUCCUUGCUAGCCGCCCUGAGCGCUGUGCUGCUGCUCCUCUAUGCCUCACGGCGGCUCAAGGAAAAAGGAUGCCGCCAUUCACUGAAGAAAUACAUGCAGCACGCAGCCGCCAUUCCACUCAACGAGGUCUAUCCGCCCCUGAUCAGCUUGUGGGACGCCGAGGGAGACGCCCCUAUGCCAAUGGCGCCUCUUGCACAACUGGCUCCGCCCACGCCCACACCUCCGCCUCCCACCACAGGGGGACACACUCUUCUGCUGCCACCCCCUCCGGGUCCGAUUGAUACUUCCAAGACCUAUCUAUGGCAACAGCCAUGAACUAGAUGUGAAAUGGGCCGGCACAUGUGCCUCUGACUCUGGCCAUUGGCAGGAAAUUUCCCCUUCCCGCCGAUGUUAGGGUAUAGGAAUGGGGCUUCCAGGCCUUCCCAACCCAUGUCCUUGCCUACCACUUCACCCCUAUGCGCACCCAUGUGCA
Messenger RNA from Eublepharis macularius, 2859 nucleotides. Its product is annotated as leucine-rich repeat neuronal protein 1-like. The record is from RefSeq and is a predicted model, not a curated record. The transcript is spliced from 2 exons. Gene Ontology annotation, molecular function: protein binding. Lineage: Eukaryota; Metazoa; Chordata; Lepidosauria; Squamata; Eublepharidae. Gene Ontology annotation, cellular component: extracellular matrix. Bases 189 to 2702 code for a protein of 837 amino acids.